Molecule: messenger RNA, 3788 nt
Organism: Helicoverpa armigera (cotton bollworm)
Lineage: Eukaryota; Metazoa; Arthropoda; Insecta; Lepidoptera; Noctuidae
Product: nischarin
Exons: 4
Coding region: 155-1552 (465 amino acids)
Cellular component (GO): cytoplasm
Molecular function (GO): phosphatidylinositol binding; protein binding
Source: RefSeq, a predicted model, not a curated record
CAAAGUAAUUGUCAUUCGCGGAUUCAUCACUUUAGCGAGCAAAUCGCGAUUUCCUGAUGCGCUUACGACAUGCGUGUAUCAAUUCAAUUAAAAUAAAUCACACUGAUAAACGGUUGACUUAUCAGCGCCAGUGAUCGCGUACGUUAUAUAUAAAAUGUCUUCUUUCGUGAAUCACCGCGAGGAUAGCACUGUGACCGUGGAAGAAGCUUCGACAAAAGACAAUGUUACAUAUUACAAAAUAACUGUUAAAGUGGGGCUAGUGCAUUGGAACGUGUUGCAUCGCUACAGUGACUUUGUGGAGCUACACGAGAAGUUGGUCGCAGACCAUGGAGUCGCGAAAGAGUUGCUCCCGCCGAAGAAAGUUAUUCGGAAUAAAACACCCAAGUUUGUGGAGCAAAGACGAGAGGCCUUGGGGGAAUAUUUGAAAAACGUGUUUAAAUAUUUAAAACUCACGAUGCCGUCCGAGUUCGCUCACUUCUUAGACUUCCAUUUGUAUGAUAUAUUCUUUUUGCUACAAGAUUUAGCGAAGACACUGUUCUUAGAGGGGGAUAAACUAUUGGAGGAUGAGAGGUCACAUAAUUUCACACCCUUGGAGCUGCACGCCAUAAGUGAGCGUCUAAAAAUGGCAUGUCCACCGACUGAGAAGCAAGAUCAGAUGUAUGAUUUCAGUCAUAUCCUGGACUUCUGCUCACAGCUACGUUCACUCAACAUUGAGGGGAGUUACGAGAAGCUCGGUACGAGUAACAUAGUGCCUAAUGAUUUACACUUUGAUCUGAUACCAUUUAAAUCACUGAUGGAUUUAAAGAUUCUCGGUGUACCGAUGGGAUGCAUACAGAGUGUUGGUGGGCUUCGCGACACUCUAGUGAGUUUAUCAGUGUCAACAGCGAGCGUCGUGUCGCUCAAUGAGUUCCUGCUUGUCGAUAUCCUGCACAAGGACCCCUCCAGCAUUGCCGACACUGUUAAAUGGAAGAAGCUAUCCGUCAUAAACUUUGGCAGCAACAACAUCCAAAACGUCGACUGGGCCAUAAGAUUAGUGCCCAAACUUCAACACUUGAGCCUUUCAUCCAACAAGUUAAAGGAACUCUGCGACAUAUCCUGUCUCCACGAAUUGAGGGUCCUAAACCUAUCUAUGAACAGUUUCUCCCUAUGUGAGAACUGGCACGCUAAGAUAGGCAACAUAGUUCGAAUAGAUUUGUCCCAAAAUCGAGUGGAAAGUCUCCAAGGAUUUUCGCGUUUAUACUCCUUGGAAAGCCUCGAUUUGAGCUGCAAUGUGAUAACAGACGUUGAAGAAGUUCAGCAUAUAUGUAAAUUGCCUUGUUUGGAGUAUCUGUGGUUAACGGCUAAUCCUGUGGCUUCAUCAAUAGACUAUAGGGUCAAAGUUUUAGAACAGUUCAAUGCUAGAAUGACGGAAAUCUGCUUGGACAAUGAAAAGGCCUCGGAAAAGGAGUUGGAUACAGCAAGAGUGUUACAAGCUUUGAGAACAGUGAAAGAAGGUAAGACGCCCAGUUUUCUACAGAAUAAUAACACGAGUCACAGUUUUAAUAAAAGUUGACAGUAAUUUGGAAUGUAGAAUUUAUUUGAAUUUAGAUCUUUAACUUUUUUAUGAAUUGGCGGCAACAUUUUUCGCUGGUGAAAUCUAUUUGGAACUAAAUUUAAUAUUCAAAAUUAAAUGUAAAGAAAGAUCUUUAUUUUAUAAAUGUGAUGAUGUAGUUAUUUUGUUAUUUAUAGUGUUUUAUUUUAGAUUUAGAAUCGCACUGCUCAGUUGAACUGUCUUUGUAAAUUAAAAAUAAAUUAUAUGCUUAUUUGUCUUUUUUUCUAAAUUCUAUGUUCUUUGACUAAAUUCGUGAUAAUGUAGUUUGUAUGCUUUCUGGCUGUCUUAAAAUGAUUUGUAACUGUAAAUACUGCCCAAAAAUAUGAAAUAAAUAAGAUGGCCUUAGAUGUCUAUAAAAGUCUGUCUGUAAAUUCACAAGUGCUAUUUUAUAUUAUGUUUAUAAAGUCUACGACAGAAAUAUGUGCAAAGAAAAAGGUAAACAAAUUUACAGUUUGUCAUCUAUUUAAAGAUUUUGUGCUGCGAUGCGACCUUUUUGCUCACAUUUCUGGCGCCGACCAUAAAGUUAUUAUCUCGUUUACAAAUGUGAUAUUUGAUAAUCAUAUAGCUUUAUAUGUAAUAUAAUUACUGUUAUGGAAAUGACCAAUACUAAUUAAGCGUAGAUUAUGAAAUAUUAAAAUUAAAGAUUUAUUAUUGAAUGAGAUUUAAAUCUUUAAUUUUAAUAUUCUUGUGUAUAUUUGUUGUAUAAUAUUUGUUUUUCUUUGUUAUAAUACGAAGUAGAUUAUAUGCAUUCCUAAAUGCAUUUCGAAAAUAAAUUUUUGCACUGUUAAAAGAAGUGUCCUUUUAAAAGUAUGAAUUGUAAAAUUUAUAAAAUGUCUGUAAUAUAAAUAAAUAACUCUUUUACAAGAGAGAUAAAGGACAAUAAUUAAAAGAAAACCUCAAAUUGUAACCUAAUAUUUAGUAAUAGGUAUUCUUGCCUCUGUAAUUAAUAGGAAUGUCAUAUUAUUUCAAAUCAUGUUUAACAAUUACAUCAAUAGAUUACUGUGCAAUCAGAAAUGAAGAAAACACUCUUAACCCUUUGAUUUUCGGAGCGCUGAUAUACGCGAGACACAAUUGAUUUUCCAUAAUUAGCAACAUAAAAGCGAGUAGGUAUAGUCAUUUAGUGAGUAUUUGCGCGCUUGAGUGCUUUAAGACUUAUGUAAAGCAUAAAAUGAAUCGUUUUUGAGUAAAUCCUAUAUUAGUUUCUCCGCUCCCUAUAUAUGGCGCUGUCUGUUAAUAAGUGUGAUAAAAGUUGACACUAAUAGAUACUAUUCUGAUCAUAAAUAUGGUUUAAUGAGAUCAACGGUGUCAAAGUUCUAAUCACUGUUUACAUGCUUUACAUAAUGUAAUAUAACCACGAUGUAUAAUGUAAUUUAAACACGAGUUUGUUCGGGAAUUACUUGAUAAAAAAAACUCGAUCAAGGUCCUAACAUAAUAAUUGCAUUAUUUAACCGAGUGCGUGUAAUUUAACUGCUUGAUGGAGAACUGCCGCUAAUUGGAGAACAGUAGGAAAUCAUUUGUCUCGCGUGGAUCCGCGCAUACAAGGGGUUUGCUUUUCGCCGUUAAAAUCACUUAUGGCUGAUUUUGUAGCACCCUUAUCGACAGUGCAUAUUAUUACUAUCCUUAUAGUUUUGUUCAAAAUGAUUAGAUAAACUACAAUAGGUGUAUACUUUGUUUCAAUUGAUAAUCUUUGAUGUAAAACUCUCUUAUUAAUGAAGUCGGAUUUGAAAACUACUUUUCUCCGUGUAAUUUUAAGCAAAGCUAUACCUCCCCACUCAGAGACAUUUAAUGGUUACUUAAGCCAUUCCUUAGUGAAGGAUUUGUAUGACAUUCCGUCACUAAGGAGUGACUUAAGUAAUCAUUAAAUGCCUCUGAGUGGGGAGGCUAAUAUCUUAAUCCCAUUGUAAACACAAUAAAGAUCUGAAUUUGUAAACAUGGGUCCACUUUUUAUAAUUCAUACUAUCCAGUGAAAACUUGUAAAUAGUAAAUGUAUUUUGAAUCAAAAUGGCGCUUCUAUUGUCGUAUGUGUUUUUUCGCCUAUCAUUAUUAUUUUUGUUUGAAAAUGUUUAUUGCUAAAAGCACAUUUUGUUUAUUAAUAGUAUUAACUGAAGUAUUAUGUAUGUGAUGUAAUAAAUGUAUAGAAAUGUUUUAUUUUUAUUGGUGACUAUUAAUUUAUCAAUAUAAGUUAUGGUUUAACCUA